CAUGCUCAUGAUCCCGCUGAGUAAGACUUGCAAGGUCCGUGUGAUGCCGAGGCUAAAAAUACCCCUCAUAACUCCGAAUACAGCAAUAAACACCGAGCAGCAUCACGCAGACCGAUUGUGAAAUACAGUGAUAUUAUUUUUCAACUUUCAGUAAGCAAUAUUGACAUCAUGUCUCCAUCCCCUCAAGACCCGAUUAUUAUCGGUGUCGGAGAAAUCCGCCAAAAGAAGUUCACCCUCGAAAAUACUCUCGAACCAGCAGAGCUUAUCUUAUCAGCAAUUCGCGAUGCAGCAAAAGAUACAACUGUCGAUGUUAUCAACCAUGUAGACAGUAUUUCUGUUGUUCCCCCGUGGUCUUGGACAUAUGAUGAUCUACCAAAGCAUCUUGCCCAGAAACUUGGCGUUCACCCUUCGCAUCUUGAGCUCUCGAGUCAUGGAGGUCAUACGCCUGCGUUGCUGUGCGACGCAGCAGCCGCCAGAGUGGCGGCUGGAGAAACGAAAUUAGCUGUUGUUACAGGAGGAGAGGCGUUAGCAUCAUUGUUUGCGUGUCAGAAAGCUGGACGUCUUCCUCCACCGGGAUGGACUGAGAUGUCCCCUGAUGCAAAAUUAUAUGGCCCGAGUGACCCUGCACUCUUGAAAGAUGUCGGUGCCUCGCACUCCAUCGGAAUGCCAAUUCAAGUAUACCCUCUAUACGAAAACGCAUACAGAAAGCAUAACCAGCAGACAUUCCAUGAGAAUCAUCAUGAAUCAGCAGCCCUUUACGCCGAAUUUGACAAGAUUGCCUGUCAACAUCCGAUCAGUUGGAGAGCAGGCGAAACACCACGAGACGUCGAUGCUAUUAAGACGAUAACCAAGCAGAAUCGGAUGAUCUGCACACCUUACCCAUUGUUGAUGAAUGCCUUUAAUGGUGUAAACUUGGCGGCGGCCUGUAUCAUCACUUCUGCUGAGUAUGCUACCAAGCUAGGCGUCCCCCAGGAUAGAUGGGUGUACAUCACUGGCGGCGCUGGCUCGAAUGAUAGUUCACAUUUUUGGGAGCGAGCCAACUACUUCUCGAGCCCUGCUAUCGAGUACUCCAUCGACAAGGCUCUCGAAUCCGCUGCGCUCACUAAGAACGAGAUCGACUGCUUCGACUUCUACUCGUGAGUUCAAGAAAAAUGGGCAUUGAGGUGGAACUCACAUGAUGAUAGGUGCUUUCCCAUCGUCCCGAAACUUGCUUGUAAGCAUGUCGGUCUCGAUGUUCAGAAGCCAGCCAAGCCUAUCACUUUACUUGGUGGCCUUACUUCCUUUGGCGGUGCAGGCAACAACUACUCUCUUCACGUAAGCUCUCUCGUGCUCUGAGGAUCAUGAUCUAAGGUUUCUGGACAGGCAAUCGCGGAGAUGACAAGAGUCAUUCGAAGCCGAAAGCAUCAAACCGGCUUGGUGCUUGCGAACGGAGGAGUUCUAUCCUGGCAACAUGCUCUGUGUUUGUCGGCUCAGUCGCGGCGCAAUAACUCCACUUAUCUGAAAAGAGAAGUUCUUGACAAUGGUGAUGUUUCUCAAGGUCCAGCGUUUACCCCAACAGCGCAAGGCGAAGCUGUAAUUGAGACUUAUACUGUGGACUAUGAUCGAAAGGGACCCAAGCUCGGCCAUGUAAUUGGAAGACUGGUUGAGAAUGGACAGAGAUUCAUUGCAAACCAUGGUGAUGAGCAUACAUUGGCGACUCUUGCGAGUACUAACGGAGAGCCGAUUGGUAUGAAGGGUCGUGUGAACAGGGCUGAUGACGGCCGAAAUCUCUUCACUUUAUCAGCGAGUGCAAAGCUGUAGAAGGCAACUAUAGACUGUGAUGAAGUGCAUAAUUGACAAUAGCCUUGUGUAAUCACCGACGUAAUAUUGGAGCUAUCACUGGCAGCAUUUCUGUUUA
Fusarium odoratissimum NRRL 54006 is the source of this 1897-nucleotide messenger RNA. RefSeq lists its product as uncharacterized. The transcript is spliced from 6 exons. NCBI's taxonomy places the organism in Eukaryota, Fungi, Ascomycota, Sordariomycetes, Hypocreales, Nectriaceae. The coding region runs from base 169 to 1140 and encodes 323 amino acids. Gene Ontology annotation, molecular function: acyltransferase activity, transferring groups other than amino-acyl groups. The record is from RefSeq and is a predicted model, not a curated record.